This is a messenger RNA of Botrytis fragariae, 510 nucleotides long. RefSeq lists its product as uncharacterized. Bases 1 to 510 code for a protein of 169 amino acids. Lineage: Eukaryota; Fungi; Ascomycota; Leotiomycetes; Helotiales; Sclerotiniaceae. The record is from RefSeq and is a predicted model, not a curated record. The transcript is spliced from 2 exons.
AUGACCUCGUUCCCAAGUCUGGAAUUACCAAGCAUAGGCAAAUUAAAGGUUCGCUUGCAUGCUAAUAGUUCGUCAUCGGAAGAUCUCGAGGCGCUGAUGCCUAUCUUCCACAUGAAUGUUGCUCACAAGGAGUUAUUGGAAGUAGGAUAUAGAGAGAGGACAAACUUUACAAUCGGUAGGAGGAAUCGCGAGGAUCAUCGAAUGAAUUUCGAGAACGCAAGAGGUAGAUUUACAUGUCGAUUGGUGAAAUCAUUCCUUUUAUUGAACCAAGUUACUUUGGAUAAGUGGUAUGAAGACGUCGACAACGAUAGACAUGAUCCUUUCAUUGAAAGCCACAUUCCAUUCAACGGAAAGGACAAGGUACUCUCUUGGAGCAGGUGCAGAGUUUGGGAGCAAGUCGUACAUUCAGGUUACUGGAAUAAACGUGCCAGAGAUCGUUGCAAGAAUGCACUAUUUCGUAAAUUUGGAGCAGGCAAUUCUCCAUUGUCAUUGGCGCAAAGAUCUAGCUGA